Cyanidioschyzon merolae strain 10D is the source of this 2124-nucleotide messenger RNA. RefSeq lists its product as hypothetical. The transcript has a single exon. The record is from RefSeq and is a predicted model, not a curated record. Bases 1 to 2124 code for a protein of 707 amino acids. Gene Ontology annotation, cellular component: nucleus. Gene Ontology annotation, biological process: regulation of DNA-templated transcription. NCBI's taxonomy places the organism in Eukaryota, Rhodophyta, Bangiophyceae, Cyanidiales, Cyanidiaceae.
AUGACUGAUUCGGAUCGAGUACCUGUUGAAGAGGAGAAGAAGCGGAGCUUUGGACAAGAGCCGGGUGACGCUUUGUCACGAGAGGUCGACGGUGAUGUUGAACGCCGAGCGUCGCAGCCGGUGUUCGCCUCGCCGGCGGACGUUUCUCGUGCUGCACCGGCGAGCACGCCCAGUACCUCACCACAAACGCCAUCCAAAGGUUCUGGUGAAGCGCUUCUGCUCAGCGCCCUGCGCAAGAGCGCGGUGGCGUCCCCGGGACUCUCGAGUAACGCUCUGGAGGGCGGGAGUGUCACGCGGCCGCGGAAACCGUGCAACUGCAAAAACUCCAAGUGCUUGAAACUUUAUUGCGACUGUUUUGCUGCUGGAACGUACUGCAACGGCUGUCACUGCACAAACUGUUUGAAUCUGCCUGCAUACGACACGCUACGACAGAACGCGAUCCGGACCUCGCUUGAACGUAACCCGCACGCGUUCCGUUCCAAGGUGGUUACCCUCGAAUACGAUACCAGCAGCAAGGAUACGGCAUCGAGACAAAAUUGUGCUGCUACUGCUGCUGCCGCCAAGUCCGCGGACGUUGCACCGGAGGAUUCUUCGGAACCUGUCCAGGAACAGGUUCCGAAUGAGGAGGCCUCCAGCACGAGCACGCAACCGAGAACGACCGGAACGACGACGCAACGUCACGCGCAGCAUAUUAAGGGAUGCUCGUGCUUGCGCAGCCUCUGUCUCAAAAAAUACUGCGAGUGUUUCCAGAAUGGCGUGUACUGCAGCGCAUCCUGCCGAUGUUCGAACUGUCGCAACUUUGAGGGAAGCGCUGAGCUCAGUCAGGCGCGCGAGCGGCUCGUGCUCGCUGAGCUUGGUAUAUCGUUCUCGCACCAGAAGGGUGCAAGCGGCACGCCUACCAAGAGCUCUCUCGUUGGCGUGGUAGAAUCCGGACUGCUUUCUGAGGAAAGCGUGCGGAACAUUGGACUCGAGGGCAUUUUAGAAAAGGUCCAAUCGUUACGGAAACGAACACCAGGCGAGUCGAAUGCGCAGUCAACGGGUUCCAGCAAGUCACAUCGUGCGAAGCGCUCUGAGACGAGCAGGCGAACGUCAUAUGCUCAAACAUCCAACGGUUCCACAGUGGAGUCGUCGCCACGAACUCCGACGGCCAAGUUGCGCAACAGCUUUAUGGCAACGGACACGGGGACGCCGCACAGGUCACCUGUGGCGUCGCCAUCCGGUGGCAACCUGCGAACCGGAUGCGAGUCUGAGCGAUCCGAGCAUGAAGUCUCGAAUGAUUCCCCGUCGAAUAUGGAAGCAUGGCACCGGCAUUCGCCGCAGUCGCAUCGCAGUUCCGAGGCGAGUCCAUCACCAUCACCAUCAUCAUUAUCGGCUCCAGCGAGUUUGGCUGAUCGGGCGUCCCUACCGGAACAGCGUGCUCGACAGCGCAAUGGUGUUGCUGGCAUCGGACGCGCAUCGUCGAUGACCAGGAUGUCCAAGCGGAACGCGUCAAGAGUGGUCUUGUCCGGCCAACGUCGCCGACUGGAUUCGGGUCACUCGCCGGGCGCUUUAUGCGCCUCGCCGUCGUACGCGUCUGCCGGCACGGUUGUUGGUAUGGCAUCGCUUGUGUCGCCAUGCAAGACGUGUGCGCUAACAGCGCCGCAAGAGUCCGCCGCCAUCACCGCUACAACCGCCACGACGGGCAUGAGGCUGGGCGUCCGCGGAGCGCCUCAGACGUUCAUGAACGUCGCCGAUGUUCGGAAUCCGGCGUUUUUCUACCCGCCCAUGACCGACUACCCGGAAGCAACCGCGAAUAACCCGCGCGCCAUCGAUCUGAGCGAGGCAAUGUACCGUCAGUACCCGACACUGCGGGGCAGGCCGCAGCUGCUGUCGACGCCGUCGACACCGCCGCCUCGAGCCGCUGCUACGGCAGCAAACAUAGCAUCCUUUUCCGCGGUGAAUGCCGGGCUCCGGAACGGCGCCAUCUUGCGCCUGCCUGCCGGCAAACGAGCAGAUGCGAAUGACAUUGCUGGUGAGCAAAACGUGCCCGGUAUCGCUCGAACAAGCAGAGCCUAUGGCACGGCCUCUUGGGAGGAACAGAUCGCUGCCGAUGCGCUGCAGCAUCUCAAAAACCAGUCCUCCUGA